Molecule: messenger RNA, 4504 nt
Organism: Myxocyprinus asiaticus (Chinese sucker)
Lineage: Eukaryota; Metazoa; Chordata; Actinopteri; Cypriniformes; Catostomidae
Product: protein tyrosine phosphatase type IVA 3-like
Exons: 8
Coding region: 975-1496 (173 amino acids)
Biological process (GO): protein dephosphorylation
Cellular component (GO): nucleus
Molecular function (GO): protein tyrosine phosphatase activity
Source: RefSeq, a predicted model, not a curated record
GCAGAAGGGAAUCGCGGACACACGCGCACAGAUACACGUUGAAUCACAUGGAGCAAGUCUGACAAAUCUUAAACACUUCUCCAAUUCGAGUUGGACCUUACAAUAUGUAAAUGGACCUUUUAACUCACCCAGCACAACUUCUACUGCCGUGGAAAUGCCCUAGGUGCAGGCCAGGAGGGUAAAGCCUAGUGCACACUACACGACUCAAGCUCAUCUCCUUUGAUGUUUUGAGUUGGCGACUGGUCUGCGACAAGAAGUCUCAGAACUGUGCGCAAUCCUGCGACAUGCCCCAGCAAGUUGCAGAAGCUACUAUGGAUUUCAAACAAGCUAGAAAUCUAGACGUCUUGUCGUCAGUUGUGUGCACUGCCCCGAUGAGCAAGAGACCAACAGUGAGCCACAGCCAAUGAAAUAUAGAGAGAUUGCAAGAGGAGAGCAAGCUUUCUCCAACAACCUCUUGCUCGUUAAUGGAGUUCCGGCAGGGCAGCGGUGAUUACUGCCACGCCCAACAUUGCAACGCUUGAUCUCUGGUGGAUUCGCCCGGAUCCACCCCUGGAUGUCCAGAGAAAUGCCUUCCCUGCUUUUCUCUUUCUGGUCUUUUUGACUGACCACCUCUCUGUGCGCCAAAUGGGUUAACUAGCAUCGCUGCACCUGGCAUUUGGCUACUGGACACUGUUCCACCCAUCUAGUUGCCCCUCAGAGCGCCCCUAACAAGCGAAAGAGGCAGAACCGUUAGAAGAAGAAGAUUCUUGUGGCCUACAAAAUCCCAGGCAGCUGUAUUUUUUUUGUGUGUACUGAUUAGUAGUUUAUAUACUUUUAUCAGAGGAUCCUGUGAAUCCCUGACACUUUUCACUGUGAUAGUGCAUCUGCUGUAGCACUGCUCUGUAGACCAGAGUAGUGCAGUACUGUGAGUUGACUGCUGAGGAUCCUGGCCCGGAUUGGGUGUUUUGUUUUCUGCAGAGUGCAGGGACACCAGCAUGGUCAGGAUGAACCGUCCGGCUCCUGUUGAGGUCUGCUACAAAAACAUGCGCUUCCUGAUCACGCACAACCCCACCAAUGCAACAUUAAGCAGCUUCAUAGAGGAUUUGAAGAAGUACGGGGCAACAACAGUGGUGCGUGUAUGUGAAAUUACCUAUGAUAAGACACCACUGGAGAAGGAUGGAAUUACCGUCAUGGACUGGCCGUUUGAUGAUGGUGCACCACCUCCCACGAAGAUCGUGGAUGACUGGCUCAGUCUGCUGAGGAAUAAGUUCUGUGAGGAUCCAGGGUGCUGUGUGGCUGUGCACUGUGUGGCUGGUCUAGGACGGGCUCCAGUGCUGGUGGCUUUGGCACUUAUAGAGAGUGGGAUGAAAUAUGAGGAUGCCAUUCAGUUCAUCAGACAGAAGCGCAGAGGCGCCAUCAACAGUAAGCAGCUGACAUACCUGGAGAAGUACCGCCCCAAACAGAGACUGCGUUUCAAAGACCCACAUAACCACAAAAGCAAGUGCUGCCUCAUGUGAUUCAGUCUCACCAGCCUGCCACUGAAGCACCCAUUCACUAAUGGACUAAACCGGACUAAAAUUACCAAUCCAGUGCAUUUGAACUCUUGUUACUUUUCAGGAGGGGAAUUUAACCCCCUUUGGUGUAUAUAUAUAUAUAUAUAUGAGACCCCUUCACACAGGGUCUUAACCAGCUCAGGGCUGUAAAAGACGAGCCUCUUGAAUUUUGUCUUAAAACACAAACCCCCAUCGUAAGUGUUUUCACAAAUAUAUUGUGAACACCCACACAUACACUAAUGCAUACUCUUCUACACACUCACAGCCAUCAUUCUGUACCAACAGCACACAGUCCAAAGAUAAUCAUGGCCAGCCACCUGCUCCUCUGGCAGGGUGAACCACAAUGAGGUCAUAGAACAAAAUCACUGUUUGUGACUACCCUAAUAUCUCUCCCUUUUAUAAUGGAGUUUCAGAAUGCACGUCACUCCAGUGAAUCACUACCAUAAAUGUUCUUAGGGAUUAGAGUUUUACACCACUGGCUGCUUACUGAUAGAACUGUGGGAGUCACUGAAAGCUGGAAUGAUUACAUAGCACACAUUCACAUUGUUACUAAGUUUUGGGAUGUUUUAGCUGCCUUUGAGCUGUUUUGAGGGCAAAGUGAAGGUCAGAACUCUUUUGUGAUCUUGUUCAUAGCAUAGCUUUGCUCAUAGAAAAGUCCAGCUAAUCUGAUACACUAAGUGUCCCAGAAUUGCAACAAUGAACUGAGGAAUCCAUGCUUAAUUUAAUAUAUCCACAAGAGUGAGUUGUUAAACUACAUUCAAAGUAAUAAUCCAGAAUCGCAGAGUCAUGGAAAAUUGUAGAAUGUUUAUUUAUGGGGGGGUUGGGGGUUGUGCACACUCAUGGCUGUUUUUCGCUUGACACUGUUGUACUAUGGACACUGCAGAAUUUCAGAAUCAGUGAAAUUUAAGAGUGGAGCUUAAAGGGCUAGUUUACCCAAAAAAGAAUUGAUCCAUGAUUUACUCACCCUCAUGUUGUUGCAAACCCCAUAUGACUUUAUUUUAUCCAUGGAACACAAAAGGAGAUGUUAGGCAGAACGUUAGUUUUAGGCAGGGACUAAAAACAAAAUGUUUUUCAUUUUGGUUCGUUCUGAGCAAAAACAGUAUUUUUUCGUUCCGGUUCAGAAGUUCCGCAGUCUCCUUUCCAAAAGGUCACCGGUUAGAACAAAAUAAAAGAGGUGGGUGAAAUACUAAUUGUAGUGUUGCCGUAUCUUCAAGAGAAACAAGCAACAUGGUCUAGAAAAAUAAGCCCAAAAUGUGCCAAUUGCUUCUCCCAAAUAAGCAAAAAUAAGCUAAAAGAAUUUUUCCCUGUGUGGUGGAUAUUUUGGCAUAGAAAUCAUAAGCAGUUAGUUAACAGUUAAGUAUAAUUUUAUUUAUUUAUACAGAUCUGCAUCUCAGUCAAAUCCCAGCAGCAUCAAAUCUGUAUUAAUGCAUCAUAUCUAACAAUAAUCCAGUGAAGACUUGGAAACAACUGAGAAAUUUACUUUCUACUUCUAAUAAUGUUUUCCUUGUAUCUGGAUUAACCGUGCAUGUAUAUGUAGUAAUUAUACAUAGUUGUUAAAAAGGUCUUCAUUCACAGAAUGUGACAUCCACAAUGGGCAGUUAGGCAAAGAAAUGUGUGAUGCAGCAGUUUCCUAUAGGUUCAAAGCACGUUUCAUUUUUCAGGCAACAUGAAGUGGUGUAAUUCCAAAACCCUUUAGCCUUUAGUUUCAUGAAAAAAUGAUCUGAACAAUAUUAACUGUUUAUACCCAGUUACCAGCAUUUUCAAAUAAAGUUUUCACUCUGGAACAAUUGAAAAUCACUUUGUUCCGGUUUUCAGUUACGUUCUGCACAAAAUGUAGUUCAUUUUCGUUCCUUGAACAGUUUUUAGUCCCUGGUCUUGGGUACUAUUCACUUUCAUUGCAUCUUUUUUCCUUACGAUGCAAGUUGAUGAUGAGUGAGGCUGUCAUUCUGCUUAACAUCUCCUUUUGUGUGCCACAGAAGAUAGUCAUAAGGGUUUGGAACAACUUAAGGGGGAGUGAUGAGAGAAUUUUCAUUUUUGAGUGAACUAUCCCUUUAGUGUAUAUUUUUUUUUUUUUUUUUUUCAGAAUGAGAAAUGAAAAGGGAUCAGGAUCUCUGUUGAACUAGUGGUCAUGUAGGCACCAGGGAAGCAAGCGUGUAAAUGAAUGUGUACUCUCACUCAUGCUUCAACUAUAUGAUCAUUAAUCUGCUUCCUCUCAUUGUCAGAUUCAUUUGGAUAUGAAUGAUUAGUAUUCUAAAUGUGGCAUCUAAUGUGUAUGACCCUAGGUCUCGAUUAAUGUCACAUUUCUCUGCAAAUCAGUUUGCUCAAUGAAGCAAAUAUUAAAGACAUUUCCAAUAAAAGUGUAUUUUUGCAGUUACAUCCAGAAGAAGGACUAUGGUGAGCCUAAGCAAAUACCACUGCACAUAAUUUUUCAUUCUGUAUUUUAUGGAAUAGUACAUUUAGCUUAAGUUUGAUAAAUACAGUACAUUCAUUUACCCUCCAAUAUUCCUCUACAAAAGUAGUUACAGGAGCCAUUUCUAACUCACUGUAAUUGAGAUCAGGUCUUAAGUUUACACCUCUGACCUUACUAACUAGACACAAUUUUGAUACUUGAGGAAGUUAUGUCGAGCAGGAGAAAGCUGCACUGACAAACUAGCUUUAAUCUAUUCUCUGGAUUCAAUAGUCUCCCUUUUAUUUUAUUUUUAUGAGAGAUCUUUAAAUCUAGUCAUGUCGAAAGUGUUUUUAUAGUUAAAAGUAAAUAAAGCAGCCUUAUGUUGCUCUAAUAUAAGGGCUUUUCUCCAAUAUAUACAGAGAUUACAGGGAAUUUCAUUCAUUUUGUGGUUUUGAUCUUUUGUACAACUCCACCACCUGUUUGGUGUUUGCCUUUGUGAACCUAACAUAAUAUGUAAUGUUAAGAGUUAACAUUGACACAUGAAAAUGUGAUGCCAUCAGCAAAUAAAAAAAAAUAAAUCAAA